Messenger RNA from Neoarius graeffei (lesser salmon catfish), 3004 nucleotides. RefSeq names its product TLR4 interactor with leucine-rich repeats (gene tril). Lineage: Eukaryota; Metazoa; Chordata; Actinopteri; Siluriformes; Ariidae. The record is from RefSeq and is a predicted model, not a curated record. The transcript has a single exon. The coding region runs from base 215 to 2491 and encodes 758 amino acids. Gene Ontology annotation, molecular function: protein binding. Gene Ontology annotation, cellular component: extracellular matrix.
UAAUGUGCACCAGAUGACCAUUUGUGGAACUGGAGUCCGAACGAGGCUCUGACUUUGCCUCCUUUGUCUCUGCAGAAUGAACCCGGAACACUGUAAAGCCAUGAGGACUUUCUGAUGUUGUUGUUGUUGUUGUGCUUUAAGGAUAAACGGUCGGUGUGAAAUCCCGGGCCGGGGGCAGAGUGAUGUCCAUAGCGCCGGUGAGCUGGCGGGGUCUAUGGCGAAGCGCGCGCUCUCUCACCUCGCCCUGUGGGCCGCGGGCGCGCUCUCGGUGCUGCUGCUGUGCGCUCGCGCCGCAUGCCCUGAGCUCUGCGAGUGUCCGCGCGCGCAUCACGUCCUCUGCGCCAAUCGCGGACUGCGCGCCGUGCCCGAGAGCGACCCGUCCGUGCGCGUGCUCGGCCUCGCGGGCAACUUUAUCAGGAACGUGAGCGCGCUCGCUUUGGCGCGCUAUGGCCACGUGACACGACUCGACCUGCAGUUCAACCAGAUCCAGCACGUGCAUCCGAAAGCCUUCGAGAAACUCGUGGAGCUCGAGGAACUGUACCUGGGACACAACGUGAUCUCGGUGCUGCAGCCCGGGACUUUCGGACGCUUACGGAACCUCGCCGUGCUGUACGGGAACGAUAACGACAUCCUGGAGCUGAACGGAGAGAUGUUCGAGAAGCUGGAGAGUUUGGUCCGGUUACGGCUGGACAAGAACGGCAUCGAGGUCCUGAGCGAGUCCGUGUUUACACACUGCUCCGGUCUGAUGUUUCUGCACCUGGAGUCUAAUCGGCUCCGUCAGAUUCACCACAAAGCUUUUUCCAGUCUCACAAAACUCCAGUUUCUAAACCUCUCAGACAAUAAACAAACGCAGCUAUGCCACCGGUCCCUGUUCUCCCAGCUCAGGUCUUUACUCACUCUGCUGCUCUCCGGAAACCGAAUCACACACAUCGGCAGUCACGUGUUUCAGAACCUGAAAAAGCUCACCAAACUAUCGCUGAGUAACAACUGCAUUCUCAGGCUGGAGAACACCACGCUGAAGGGGCUCGCACGUCUCCGGGAGCUCGCAAUCGAUGGCAACGAUCUAACAGAGAUCCGGGCGGGUGUACUGGAGCCGCUCGUGCGCGUUGAACGACUCAACCUCAGUGACAACCGGCUCUCACGUAUCGAUCCCACAGCGUUCAGUCACCUCACCCGUCUCAAGGUGCUGGAUCUAAGCAACAACCGGCUCAGGAGGAUCUCCGGUGGUGCGUUUGCUUCAAAUGCAGCGCUCUUCCAGCUGGACCUGAGUGGUAAUGAAUGGAAAUGUGACUGCCAGAUGGAGAAGCUGAAAGAGUGGAUGGUGGAGGCACGGACCCGUGGAAAGCUACUCACAGUGCUCGUGCGAUGCCAUCAUCCGCCCACGCUCGAGGGGAAAUAUCUGGACCAUGUGAACGACACGGAGCUGUUUGCGGAACGAAACGGAAGCGACUUCUGCCAACCGGAUGACGAGGCAGAAGUGAUGGAGGAGCCGCAAGGUGUAACAGAGGAGAGGCUGAAGAGAGGAGGAGGAGAGAAAGAGGAGGACAUGGUGGCCCAGGAUGCUGAAGGAGCUCACAAGAACCCGACGAUGAACGGGAAGAAGGAAGUGAAGCUCAGACCAAGUGCUUCUGCGAAAGUAAGUUCCUCCUCAGCUCUUCUUGGAACACUGACAACCAAACUGUUCCCUUUAAUCGAGGAGAACAUCAGCAUGUGGGAGCUGAAUGAUGCACUGCAGAACCCUGGCAGUCAGAACCGUGUGGAUUCCGUGCCACAGAAACACGUGGAGCGUUACGCAGCCAGAAGUGUGGAGGUGGCAGACGCGUGCCAGUUCAACCGCCUGUACAUCGUGAACGUGAGCGUGCACAGUGUGACCUUCGACUCAACCACGGUGUCAUGGAGCACAGCUGCGGAAACACACACUGUCCAGGGCCAAACACUGAUGUUCCGCGUCUUGUUCGACCGCUUUGGCCAUUCCGUCCGUUUCCCACGCUAUGUUUACACUGAUGGCUCAGCUCGAGCGGUGAUGCUGCAGGAGCUCCGCCCAGACUCCACGUACAUCGCCUGUGUGGAAAGCGUAGUAGGUGGGGCUUUGUGCCAGGUGGCUCCACGAGAUCACUGUGUGGGUUUUGUCACAAUGUCACCGUCGGCGGAAAGCGACGUCAAGCUUCAGCACGUGACCGCAGCGAUGCUGGCAGCCAAUGUGCUUCUGAUCCUGUUGGCGGGCGGAGUCUGGCUGGGGCGCCUUCUAAGGAGGAGGAUCAAAACCCGCAAGUCGUCUGCCCACACUCAUGUGCGUCACAUGUACUCCACGCGGAGGCCCUUCCGGUCUGCCAUGGCGACUACAUGCGUCUCCUCCGAGUUCAGUGGGUAUCAGAGCGGCCGCCCGCUGGGUGAGGACCGAGAUCUUAUCCAGUUUCCAGUGGACCGGUUUUUUGACAGCAGCUGUACUCGCAGAGAUGAUGAUUCCGUAAUCCCAAGGUUAUCCGACUAAAGCUGAGCUUCUCACCUGCGUUGCCUAGUGCAGAUAUAAUGUGAAGGUGUGUGUGUGUGUGUGUGUGUGUGUGUAGUAAAUGGCCAAAUAUUUAUACAGGGCAAAUAUUUCUGCUUAUGUGCCUGUAUCCAUGUGUGCAAGCAUUAACGAGACAAUGAUAAAACAUGUUACUGUAAGAAUAAGGAAACAGUACACAACUUUGAACAGUAAAAUUAGCAGUAAAUAUUAUUGUGUCAGACGUCACUGAGGCUGUUACACCCUGCGAGUGUGGAAGAGCAGAAAGAGCAACUAGUUGACAUGUAUACAGAUUCUUUCAGCUGUUUCUUUCCUUCAUGAAUCUGUUUCAUAUAAUAGUCAUGUUGGUCUAUAGUGUAUUACGGAUGUAAAUGAAAUUUCUUGAACCUGUAUCUCAGUGACUUGGUUCCAGGAAAAGAGACGCUUUGCUCAUGAAGUACUGAAUGUCACUAAUCACACCUUCAUGUUUUAAAAUAAACAGGAGGAGAUAUACCAACA